AUGUCACUUUGCUGUAAAUCUGGAGCGGUUAGUUUUAUUUAUUUUUUUUUUGAAAAAAAAUUCAAAAUUUAUUUUUCUUUCUUGUGAAAUUAAAUCUUAUGACAAUAAAUUCACAUAAAAUCUGCUCUAAUUAAAAAAAGUAUUUUAAAAAAUCAACCAAAAAUGUUGUUUUUUUCGUAGUAAAUAAUAUUUUUGGUGGCGGAAUGUUGUUUGCGCACUUGGAGAAGAAGCUGCGCGCGCGGGAGCCAAAAACACAGCACAGCAAAUAAUAUUUAGAUUUUGCGUAUAUUUAUUUUUGGCGCGAGCGAGCACUUUUUCUACGAGGACACAACUCUUCUUUUUCUUCUAAUUGACUAGAGACAAAGAUGAAACAAAACAUUUUCUUACAAGGGGAAUUUUUAAUGAGACGAGCAUUUUAUAUUCGACAUUUUUGAAGAUUUCAAAAAAUAGUGCCAUGGCCGAGUGGUUAACACGUGUGCCUCCAUUUUGCACAACCAGGGUUCGACCCCCAGCCGGCGCAAAACCUUUUUUAAAAUUUAUUUUUGCAUUUUCCUAGGAGGAAAAGGAACUCUAAUAAGCGAAACAUAGAGAAUCUCAUAAAAUCCAUUUUAUUUGAAUAGUCAUAUUUUAUUGGUUGAUUGAUUCAAUAUGGAAAAUCCGAAAAAGAAAAAAAAAACGCCACUCCCAAAACUGUAAUAAAACAUGUCGUCUCCUCAUUUUAUGCAAUAUUUUUCGGAAAAAACGAAACGAUUUGUUUUUUUUUUCGUAAUUUAUGAAAACGAAUAUGGAGUUUUGGGAAGAUUUAUGAGGGAAGAAUGAAAAUAAUCCUGGGGGAUCAAAAAUUCAAAAAAAAAUCUAAAACGUCAAAAUUCCACGUGGCAAACUGCAUUUUAUGUUUUAUUUACAGAAAUCCAAAUUCGCCGACGAUUCCGGAUAUGAAGUUUAUACAAUAAGUGAAGAUGCAUUGAGAAUGGUUAGUUUAUCUCCUUUCUUGGUUUCUUGGUUCCAAAAAAUAAAUCAUUUUCACACUAAAACAAUUGAUUAAAAGGUUGUGUAGUCGUAGUGAUAACCUUGAAUUUUUCUACAUUUUUCGACAUUUUUUUUUCAAUUUAAUUUUUUUUCGUAAUUUGAUGUGGCAUUUGUGGUUUUUUUUUAGUUAUUGAAGCACAAAUGAAUUUUUCAUGUUCACAUAAUUUUGGCACGAAAAAAAUAAAAACAAAAAUCCAAAAAAAAACUUUUCCGAGAAGACAAAUGUGUCAAAAAAUCCGACUCCAUUUUCCGGAAAAAGCAAAAAGUUUUUUAGCACUUUUUUGAAAUAUGUAAAUCAAUGUUGUUUUGUUGUGAAAAAACAACAAAAUAUUGAGGAAGUAAAUUGGACCCAAUGGGAUAUCUUUUUGGCAGCUUUUCCAUAUUUUAUUUUUUAUUUCUAUUUUUUUGCAGAAACAGAAAAUGCGCGACAAGAAAGAAGGUGUUCAAUUGGAAUAUGUCACGUCGAGAUUGAUUGGUUGGUUUUUUUUUUUUGAAAUUUUUGAAAAUUCUGCUGAAAAAACAAUUUUUGACGUGGAAACAUAUACGUGAACUUUUGAAAUUUGAAAUUUUCGUCAUUUUGGUUUCUAUUUUCAUUCGCAAAUUGUUGAGUUAACUCACCAUUCUACUUUUGUUCGGAGCGAAAACUCGAAAAUUUUUUUACACAUUUCAAAAAAAAUAAUCGCGGCACGAGAUUGCUGCGAGACACACACACAUUUGCCCAUGUUCCUUUGAAUCUACAGUAAUUAAUUGUGUGGUUUUUUUUUCGACCGAAAAUAAUUUUUAUUUUCAGUUCUGUCGUGCACUGCUGAAACCAGCGAAAAGAUAUAUUUGGAAAGUUUGAGCAAAGCAGCUGGGCAAAUCAAGCAAAAUCAUGGAACACAUUUUAGAGUGAGUUUUUUUUCUGGAUUCAAAAAUAAAAAAUAUAUUAUUCAGGUAUGGAAUGUUUCCCAGCGUCGUCACGAUCUUUCCGACACUUUCGAAAAAGUUGUGCAAUUUGGUUGGCCUUCGGAAACAGCUCCAUCACUCGAAAAACUUUGCAAGAUUUGUAAAAAUAUCGAUCAAUGGCUUUUGGAACAUCCGCUGAAUAUUGCUGUCGUUUUUUGCAAGUCUGGAAUAGAACGCGCUGCAAUUGUUGUCAAUUCUUUGAUGAGAUAUAACGCCAUUUCUGCAACGUGGGUUUCUUCCAAGAAAAAUCAAUAAAACAUUUGUGAACAAUUUUAGAGAUGACUCAAUUGAAGAUCGCUUUAACAUGCAAAGAUUUUCUGAGAGAUUUUUGGGACCCGAUGGUCCUCCGAGUUAUAAAAGGUGAAUAUUAUAUUUAAAUAACAAAGCUAAUAAAAAAAUUUUGCAGAUAUAUUGGCUAUUUCACUUCCUUACUCUCUGGAAGAAUUUCGGUGAAUCCAAAUCCAAUUUUUCUACAUUUUAUUGUUUUGAAAAAUUUCGAGCCGAUUACUGUGUUUUUGAAAAUUUAUGAGAGAUUAUUACCGUCUUAUCAAACGAAGAGUGUGUAAGUUUUAUUUUUGACUGAGGAGUUUCAGUCUAGAUUUUUUAUAAACAUUUUUGUGCUGAUCACGAUCCAAAAAUUGCUGAACUCAAUAUGAGUUAUGACGUGGCAAAUUUUGAAAAAUCGGGAAUUUAGGAGCAAAAUCUGAUAGCAAAUAAUUGUCAGGAUGCUCCAUUAUAUGAGUGGACUUCUGAAAAUCUUUCGGAUUUUAGAAUGAACUUUCUGAACUUUUCUGAAUUAUUUUAUGAACUUUGUUAAGGAGUUUUGUUCAGGAGUUCAGAAAAUUCAUUCAAAAUCCCAAAGAUUUUCAGAAGUUCACUUCGAGCCUCCUGACAAUUCUAUGAUAUCAGAUUUGCAUGACAAUCAAUUUGGAAGCUAUUUUUCAGCUCCUAAAAUUCCAAUUUUUCGAAAUUUGCCACGUCAUAACUCAAAUUAGGAAUUGAGUUCUGCAUUUUUUCAUGAUCAACAUUUUUUUGAACUUUUCAAAAAAUAAAUCAAAAAUUUUUAAAGAACUCUCAAAGACACGACUAAAUUCGAGUUGGAAAAUUCAUUGAAACUUCGCGGUGAUGUAUUUUUGAAGUGUAUUGUUGCUGCUUCGAGGUGAGUGUGAAUAAUUUAUGAUUGCGCAAAAAUAACCGAAGCGUUCUCUUUCUCACUCUUCCAAACCUGAGUGGAUAAUUGUUGUUUUCUCACAUAUCUAUUUUUGCAAACAAAAACAGAUCCUUUUUCACUCACUUAAUAGAGUUAGCCUUUAAAAUAAGUAUACUUCAGAAGCCAAUUUUUGUGUUGGCUUUUGGCCAGUUGUCUCUUUUCCGCUUUUUCUUUUUUUCCAUCCUUUUUUUUCUUAUUCUAGAAAUAUUCAUGUUAUGUAAACAUAUGAGAAAUAUUAGCCAUUUUUCUUUGAAACAGCAAAAAAAAUUGUUUUUUUUUGUGAAAAAUUUUUUUAAGUGCGAGAUUUUUGUUUUGUUUUCCCCGUUUUGUGGUGUAGAAAGCGGAAAAUUCGAUUUUCAGAAAAUUUUGUUUUUUUUUGUUUUGCUUUCUCAAAGUCACAAAAGAAACAAAAUGUAUCCAAUUUCUGAAGCUCUCAAAUAUCAUUUUUAUUUUUUAAUUAAAAAAUUUCAACCGCGCGCGCUGUCGCUGUCAACGCGGAGUCUCGUUGUUUUCUUUUAAAAAACAUAUUUUUUGCAGUCCGGGAAGUUCGAAUCGUUGCCUGUUCACGUGUCAAAUAAAUACGUGUUCAAUUGAAUUGCCAGCCGAAAAAUCGGGAGAUUUCAAUGUGGUUCGAUUUCAUAAAGAAGAGUUGGAUUUGAUUUUUAAUGGUGAGGUUUUUCAGAGAAAUUAGUGAGGCUGAAAAUAAAAAAACAAAAAAUGAACAUUUUUCGCUAGAAAAGAAAAGGUUGGCUAGAUUUUUUCUAGAACCAACCAGAGAAAAAUAUUUUUGAUCUACCCGGAAAAAUUCAGAAAUUUUUUUUAGUGUUAUUAGAUUUUCAUUUCAAAAAAAAAUUUAACCCGAAAAAUUUACGUUUCACAAUUUUUUAUUUUUUGGUUGUUUUUUUGAGAAAUUCUUUUAGUUUCGUAACAAAAAUUUUUAAAAGUUCCAUUUUGCAGACAAAAAAGUGGACAACCGGGCUCAAAUCGAAUUAUAUUUGAGCAACUCGAAAGGUCCGCAAACAAUUGCCGGCCAAGCUGCUCAAUCAGUCAUCACACUUUUGCCGCGAAAUAAUAGUUAUGAGAUUUUUGAGAUACCCGAAGGUAUGUUCUUAACUUUGUACAGCACAAAAUAGAGGGCCACCUGUUGUGUGAGGAGGAAAUGUGAGAUAUAUUAUUUUCAGUCUGAAAUUUUAUGAUCGGCAAUUUGCCAGCUAACGGAAUGAGAGGAAAUAAAAAUGAAAAAAAAAGAUAGGUUUUCCUUCCAGUUUUAGUUUAAAGUAAAACUUUCGGAAUUUUUUUUUUGGAAUUUUCUUUUGGAAUUUAUUUCUCGGGUUCAUUUUAGAGCUUGUUGUCAAGUAGCUGGUCCUAGAGAACCUAUGUGGGUAGGACCCGCGCCUAGAAAACAACUCUGGCUAGGCACGGCGCCUUGAGAUCCACUCUGGCUAGACACGAUGCCUUGAGAAGAACUAUGGCUAGGUACAGCGCCUAGAGAUAAUUUCUGGCAAGGUAAAGCGCUUUGAGAUCUCCUAAGGCUAGAGACGCCUUGAGAUCCUUUCUGUCAAGUAACCGAGCCCUUGAAAUCUUCAAUGCCAAGUAGCUGAUCCUAGAGGUCGAGGUUGUUAAGGAUCAGCGCCUUGAGAACAUAUUCUUCAAGUAGCCGCUCCUAGAGAACCACUCCAUCAAGGAGUCACACCUUGAGAAGCACUAUGACAAGGAACCGAGCCUUGAAAUCUUCUAUGCCAAGUAGCUACCCCUAGAAAUCCAGGUUGCUAAGGAUCAGCGCCUACAGAACAUAGUUCUCAAGUAGCCUCCCCUAGAAAACCACUCUGUCAAGGAGUCGCCCCUACAGAUUCACUCUGUCAAGGAGCCACACCUUGAGAAGCACUAUGGCUAGGCCCCGCACCUUGAGAUCGACUCUGACAAGGAACCGACCCUUAAGAGCUUCCUUAAGAUGUCGAGUAGCCAAGCCUAUGUGAAAUUUCCAAAUUUCGUACACCAUUUGGUGUUCCCCUCAUUUUUUUCUAUCACAACAAUUUUUGAGAGGGAGAAGAAGAAGAAGUAGAUUUUUGAUAUUAUCCUGUGCUUUUUCCUAUCCACCCAGAAAUAUUACACAUUUUGAUGUCCUUCUUCCGCCCCCUAAAUAUCUCUGAUCUCUAAUCUCUCUCAUGUCCGACACACUAUUUCACCCCCAGAAAUGAGCCAGCUUCUGGAGGAACCCGGCCGGGAGCUCUUUAGAGAGGGAAGCAAAAGAAUUGAGAGAAGACAACUAGACACAAAGAGUUAUUAUUAUUGUUGUUUUGAACUUUUUUCGUCUCCACUUUUUUUUUGUUUUCUAGAUAGAACAACGAAAUGAAACUAUUGAUUUUGAUCAAUUUUUUCGUUUGGUUGCUGAAAAUUUUUCAUUUUUUUUCUUCUUGACAUUUUUCUAGAAGGUUUUAUUUUUUUCUGUGUAUCAGAUAGUCGAGCCUAGAAAUCCUAGUUGUCAAGUAGCUGCGCCUAGAGAACAAUUUUGGCUAGGAGCAGCGCCUAGAGAGCCAGUUGGGCUAGGAGCAGCGCCUUGGAAAAUUCAAUGCCAAGUAGCCAACCCUACUAAUUCUAGUUUUCAAGCAGCCGCGCCUAUAGAACUUAAUUGUCAAGGAUCAGCGUCUAGAGAGACAGUCUGCUUAGGAGCAGCUCCUUGAGAGCUAAGUAGGAAAUCCUACUUCUCAAGUAGCUGAGCCUAGAGAGCACAAUAGUCAAGGUGUAGCGCCUAGAGAACUAUUCUGGCUAGGAGCAGUGCCUCGGGAGCUUCAUGGGCAAGUAGUCAACCCUAGAAAGCCUAGUUCUUAAGUAGCCGAGCCUAGAAACUUCAAUUUUCAAGGAUCAGCGCCUAGAGAACAAUUUUGGCUAGGAGCAGCGCCUCGAGAGCGCCUAUGUCAAGUAGCCAACCCUAGAAAUUCUAGCUCUCAAGUAGCCGCGUCUAUAGAACCUAACUGUCAAGGAUCAGCGUCUAGAGAACCAUUCUGGCUAGAAGCAGCGCCUUGAGAGUUCCCAUUUCAAGUAACCGCUUCUAGAGAUCCUAGUUGUCAAGUAGCCGCACCUUGAAAAUUCAAUUGUCAAGGAUCGGUGCCUAGAGGGCUAGGUUGGAAAGGAGCCGCGCCUUGAGAACUUCUAUGGCAAGAAGCCAAAGUUUUCAAGGAUUAGCGCCUAGAGAGCCUAGUUCUCAAGAAUUUUUGCUCAAAAUUAGAAUUUUUUAGCCAAAAAUUUCAUUUUUUUUUCCAGACGACUCAAUAAAUCGAUCGAAAUUAGAAGUUGAAUAUAGUGAAAUUCGCAAAAAGCCGUCGAUCAAAAAAUUGUCAUCUGAAGAAGAAGACGAAGAAGAAAUGCCAGUCCCGCCACCAGUUCCACCAAAACCAUCAACACCCUUAUUAAAUGGGCGAAAUGGUGAAGAGUUUGGUGGAGAAAUGCCCGAAAGACGUGGCAUUUUGCCAGCGCAACUUCGCGAGAAAAUCAAUCAGAAAAAGGAGUUGGAAGGACGUGCGACACCGAGUAUUGAACCGGAUUUGGUUGGAAGAGAUAGGUUGGUGUUGAUUCUCAGGAAUUUUUUUUUGAAAUUUUCACUAAUUUUUUACGGUUUCAAAUGUUUAUUCAAAAGUUUGAAAUUAAUUGCAAAUUCCAACAACAAAAAUUUUUUUUUAAAUUGAUUAAAAAAAUAUUUUGAAUUUUCGAUUUUUUUUGACAUUUUUCCCGAAAAUUCUAGAAAAACCCCAAAAAAUUUACGUUUCAGAAUUUUAUUAUAAUGAGCUGAAAAUCAGGUUUUAUUAAUUUUUGUCUAAUUUUCCUAGAAAUUUUGGAGCUUUUAGGUGAGUUUUUUGAUUGAAAAAUAACCCCGAAAAAUUUACGUUUCAGAAUUUUCUUAUAAAAAUAUUGAGUCUUGGUCAAGUUAGUACAUUCAUUUUUCACGAGAAAAUUUCUUGGGAAGAAGAAAAUUCCAACAAAAAUAUUUAGAGCUGAAAAUCAAAUUUCAGUUAUUUUUUGAAAAUGUGGAAUUUUUCUAAUAUCUUUAGAGGUUUAAACAAAAAUUCACUGUUUCAGAAUUUUCUUUUUUGAGCCUGGAAAAUUACAGCUGAAAAUCUGAAUUAAUUUAUUUAUUCAAAAAAAUCUGAAAUUUUCAUACAUUUUUGACUAAUUUUUUAACCCGAAAAAUUUACGUUUCAAAAUUUUUAUAUUUUUUUGAUUGAUUUUUGAGAAAUACUCUCCUAUUAUACCCAAAACGUUGAUAAAAAUCUGAAAUGUUUCCAGAUAUGACAAAGCGUCUCGAUGUUUCUCAUAUGUGCCAGCAAAAUCAAUGCAAGAAGCAUUCGAAAGACCCCGCAGAACAUCAAUUUCCAGAACAAUUGAAAAACGCGAGAAUAGCGUUGAAAAUGUAUCGCAAGAUGAAGCAGCUCGUGCACAUAUUCCACAAAGUUUUACACCAAUUCACCCGGAACAACCACCAAAAUGGGAUCAACAAAUUGAACAACAACAAUUGUUGGAGGAAUUAGCGAGAGCUCCGUCGUCGAUUGGACAACCUGUUUAUAAUAAUGGUGGAGAUAAUCAUAGAUAUUAUCAACAGGAAAAUUAUUUUGAACCGGCACAAGUAUUUGAUCAAGCACAAAGAGCUGUUGUGACACCGACUUCUACACUUCAAAGAAAUGGAAAUGAUCGACGAUAUGGAAGUUAUCGAACACUUAAUGAUGAUGCUUAUUGGUAAGAUUUUCUAGGAGAUCUGGAUAGACUAUAGUUUAGGCACAAAAAUUGAAAAAAAAUUAUUUGAGAAAAAUUCAUUGAAAAACUAGCCUAGACUAUAAUUAAAGAUUUUUUUGAUUGAAAUUAUUAUUUUGAAUUUCAAAGAACCUUUUUUCUAUGAAAAGUACGAUUUUUGAGCAACAAUUUGAACUAGACUAGACUAUAGUUAGAGCUCAAAAAGAAUUUUGUGAAUCCGGAAAAUUUUACGGAUUUCGAAUUUUAUCAGAAAAAUGUGUUCCCUUCAAGAUUUCUGGAACUUCCUAGACUAGACUAUAGCUUGGGAUUUCGAAAUUACAUAAAAUUAGAUUUUCAAGUUUUAGCUGAAAAUGUGUGUAUUAAAAAUAAACGGUUUCAGACUAGACUUUAGUUACAGCUCAAAAAAUCCUGAGUUCAAACUUGGGAUUUCAAAUUUUACAGAAAAGUAGUUUUCCAGGUUUCUGAAACUUUUCCUCGAAGUAAUACGAUUUUUGAGCAAAAAUUUGAGUAAACUAGACUAUAGUUUCAGCUGUAAAAAUUCUGGAUUUAACAUUAGAUUCUCAAAUUUCAGCUGAAAAUAUGUUUUCCAGGUUUCUGGACCUUUCUAUAAAAAUACGAUAGCAGACUAGACUAUAGUUUCAGCUCAAAAAAUCCUGAGUUCGAACUUGGGAUUUCAAAAUUUUUCAGAAAAAGUAGUUUUCCAGGUUUCUGAAAUUUUUCCCCCAAAUAUACGAUUUUUGAGCAAAAAAUUUGACUAGACUAGACUAUAGUUUCAAAAUUUCCCCAAAGCCUCAUUUUUUACAGUAGCGAUAUGGAUGAUUUAUGUGAUCCCGAUUAUUAUUUGAAUUUUUCGGCGCCACCAGUUCCUCCGCCGAGACAACAACAUGCUGGAGCAAGAAGUGUGCAAUUGCCGCGCAAAAAAUUGAAUCCGGAAAAUUUUACGUGAGUUUCGGCGCGUUGCUCCGCGCCCCUAAAUAUCAGUUUUCAGCGAUCAAUUAGAUGAUAUUCUACUCGAACACUCGAAACCUUUGUCAAAUGCAUAUUCAGUUGGAGAUGUUCGAGCCACAACUGAAAAUGGAUCAAUCAAUAAUCAUUAUCCACAACAACAAUAUCGAAAUCGAAAUUGUCAAUCGGUGACAAAUCAACCAAGAACACCACUAGAACCUGUCACUGAUUCAGCUGAUUCGUGGUUGAAUGGAAAAUUGAGAAAAGUGAAGAGUAAACGAGAUAUUGAUCCGGAUUUGGCGAGAAGAAGAACACAGGAACAAAUGCUUUUGGAAGAAUUGAAAGAUGGAAAUAGUUCGAAGCCUAGAAAUGGAAUGAAUAUUGAUCCGUUGGCUGAAUUUAGAAGAGAAGAGGAGCGAUUGAAGAAUACGAGAAGUCCGUUUGAUGAGAGAAGUGGGUGGAGAGGUAGAAUGAGAGGGAAGCCGCCGACGCCGCCACCGAGGGAAGCUAGUGCAAGUCCGAUUAAUCAUCGAAUGACACCCAAUUUUGAACAGGUUGGUUUUGGGAGGGACUAGACUAUAGUUUAUACCUCUUCUCCUGAAAUUGUCUAAAAAUCCGGCAAAUUUGUCAUUUUUCAAAAAAUUUGCUCUGAAAAUAAAAAAAAAAGCUCGAGGAAAAAUUUCCGCCUUGGAAUUUCAGAUUGUAAAUGUGCUAGACUAUAGUUUGGGAUUUUGAAAUUAAAAUUACAUAGAUUUUUAAAUUUUAGUUGACAAUAAAAAAUGUGUUUUUCCGUGUUUUUUUUAAAUCAAGAACUAGACUAGACUAUAGUUUCAGAUCGAAAAUCUUGACAAUUGUAAGGACCUUUUUCUAAUGAAAAUACAAUUUUUGGACAAAACAUUGACUAGACUAGAAUAUAGUUUCAGCUCUAAAAAAUCCUGUUGUUUCAUAAUAAAAAAAAGUUCACUGAAUUUCAUAAGAACCUGAAGUGCUUGGCCUAAAAUUCCGAAGAUUUUUCGAACAAAAAAUAAUUUGGAACCAAAAAUGUGUUACAAAAUUUGAAACUUUGAAAACUGAAAACUUAUUUGGCGUCAAAAGCUCUGAAUUUUAAAUUUUGACUUAUAAAUCUAUUUGUAAAAGUUAAAAUGUUUUCAGUUUUUCAAAAACAAAUUUUCAUAGAAUUUUUUCUAAAAAUUAAUCCCCAAUCUCCUUGUCUCAAAUGACGUCACCAAAAGUACAUAACACCUUUAGGACACUUGUUGUCCAGCUGCACAUUACUUUUUUUCUCCAAAAAAAAUCCUUAAAUUUUCAACCCACUUGAAACGUGAGAAAAACAGAUUUUCAAACAAAAAUUUUCAAUUAUUUUCUCUCUCGAAACAUUCUGUGCCAAGUCCAAAUUGUUGUUGUUUAUGGUUUCCAAAACCCAUAUAAAAACAGCGUUUUUUCGAAAAUUGAAUCUCAUUUUUUUCUCGCAGAAUCGUCAAAGAUUCAACCAAUCAGUGCCACUUCCAAUGCAAAAUCGACACCAAAACAAUUUCGACGACGAUUUCGAUGUCAACUCAUUGUUGAAUUAUUCUGUAUGUUUUUCCACACGUUCUCCAGAAUAUUCUAUUGUUUUUUUCCUCCAGCACAACGAUAAUUCUUCAACUAUGGAUCGUGGUCGUAGUUUAUCGCGAGGUGCACGAAUUCAAGACGCUUAUUAUGCUUCACAACACGAUAUUCCAAACAAUAAAUUCUAUUCCGGACAGGAGCGCGUUGCCGCCGCAAUUUACCGCGCGGAAACGCCGCACCGUGAUAUGUAUGCGAGUGGUAUGACGAUUAAUCGAGCUGAAACACCGGGAAGAUAUUUUCCAGAAAAUGUAAGAAAAAAAAAAAAAAAAUUCUAGCCACCUAGGGGACUCGAACCCCUGACCUUAAGAUUAAAAGUCUCACGCUCUACCAACUGAGCUAAGGAGGCCACAUUAUUUGCUGUCUUUUUUUUGCAGAAAAAGAGAGAGAGAGGUGUUGCGUUUUCACAGAUGUUUCUUAUAAAAAUAAAAAGGUCAUUCAAAAAUUCCUCGUUUCGAGACCAAAAUGCUGGAUUUCGAAACGAUAGAUCAAAUUUUCUCUCUCGAUUCCCCCCUGUAAAAUGCCGUGAUUCAUCACGUGAAUUGUUUCAGAGCGCAGUAUUGGAAAGAUCAGCCACACCCUCAUUUCCAGUCAACAAUCGAUCAACUCCCCUCCCAUUCCACCCGCUAUUAUUCAAUCAACAAAAUAAUACAAUGAAUCAUAGGUAAGAAUUUUUUAUGAAUUUUUUUCUGGAAAAUUGUACGAAAAAAUAUGUUUUUUUUUUCGCAAGAAAAAGAAACAUGCAUGACAAAUGUUUCGAUUAGUUUAUUAUUUAUAAAAUUUUUCGGGCCCUUUUUAAUUUUGUUUGGUUUUUUGCAGAUCAGCUUCACCGCGACAUUUUCAACAACAAAAUUCGACAAUGAUUCGACGAAAUUCGUCAAGUUCUGCUGUUGGUAAGUUUUCUUUUUUUUCCUACCCAAAAGAGGUAUAAAAUCCUGAACACAAACAAAAGGAACUUUUCUUUCUUUUUGAGGUAAAUAAUAAAUAAUACAAAUAUUUGUUGUUAUUCACUUUUGGUGUGAUUUUCACAUGGUUUUUGGAAGAAAGUUGACAUUUUGAUUGAUGUUUUUGAAAAAAAAAACAAUUGGGAUAAACAAGUUUUUUUUGGAGGGAAUAAAAGUUUUCAAAAAAAAAAUGAAAUAAAAUUAGUUCACGGGCUGUUAGUUUUGAAGUUUACAUUAGAUUUUGGAGAAGAAAGGAUACUUCAAGUUUUAACUUUUUAAGUUGAACUUUAA
Molecule: messenger RNA, 11712 nt
Organism: Caenorhabditis angaria
Lineage: Eukaryota; Metazoa; Nematoda; Chromadorea; Rhabditida; Rhabditidae
Source: the annotation of a GenBank genome assembly